This is a messenger RNA of Thunnus maccoyii (southern bluefin tuna), 2889 nucleotides long. RefSeq names its product zinc finger matrin-type protein 1-like. The coding region runs from base 38 to 1861 and encodes 607 amino acids. The transcript is spliced from 7 exons. Gene Ontology annotation, molecular function: zinc ion binding; nucleic acid binding. The record is from RefSeq and is a predicted model, not a curated record. NCBI's taxonomy places the organism in Eukaryota, Metazoa, Chordata, Actinopteri, Scombriformes, Scombridae.
ACUUCACUGCGCAUGCACUGAACAGAUAGGGAAAACGAUGGACGACAGAAGUGUCUGUACUCCACACUUUGCGGAGUCAGACGCUCAAAAUAACACUACCAGUACCCCUAUUGCGGCUUCUGCCACAGAUGCUGACAAAGUAAUAAACACUAAAAUAGAUAGUACCCAGGUUGAAGGAGACCAGAGUGAAGAGGAGCUCCUGAAGGGUCUCUUGACUGAUGAUUACUGCCACGUGUGUGAGGCUGUGCUACUGUUUGAAUCUCAGCGCCUUUCCCAUUAUGAGGGAAAGAAACAUGCCCAGAAGCUAAAGGUCUACCUGCAAGCCAAGAGAGCUGAGAAGAUGAACAAAGAGGCUACCGGACCCCAGUUGACAAUGAUGGCUGAUAAGGACCGUUUCUGUGAGCUGUGUAACAUGGUGUUUAGUUCUCCCGUUGUGGCAAAAUCCCAUUACGAAGGCAAAGUCCACAUCAAAAAUCUUCGUAAACAAGGCCUUCAACCCUCAGACAGGUACAAAGAGGUUUGUACUUCACCAAGUCUGACUCAGGAUCCUGGUAAUGCUGACCAGCAAUCUGCCUCAGAGGGUGAUAUGGAGCAUCUUCUGGACCCAACACCCACCACAGCCAGCGCAGAGGUGGAUCUGAAGGACUCUAACAAGUACUGUGCCCUGUGUGCAGCCUCCUUCAAUAAUCCCCAAAUGGCUUUGCAGCACUACAAUGGACGCAAACACCAGAGGAAUGCAGCUAGACAGGAGCUGCUCAGGGAGCUUGGAGACGAUGUUCAAGAAGCCGACUCCCUGAUGUGUCACAUGUGUAGUGUGCAGUUUAACUCUGUGGAGAUGUACCAGGCCCACAUGCAGGGAAACAAGCACCAGAUUAGGGAGAAGAAGGUCAUUGACCUGUGCAAAUCCCAACAGAAAGCCCACAGCACAUUUGCAGAUGAACUGGCAGAUUACAUUCAGGUCCAGAAGGCGCGAGGAAUUGUCCACAAGACUGGCCAUGUUCUUCCUCCGGCUGACGCUGAAAAGGAAGAUGAGGAAGAUGAACAAGAAGAGCUGAACAAGGGGGAUAUCGUACAAUUGAUCAAACCUAUGCCCAACCUUCCUCCCACCUCAUACCCUCCUCAUCCCUCCCACCCUGGUUGUUUCUACCCAGCUGAAGGGUGGCGUCCUCCAUAUCAGGGCCCACCACGGCCGCCCUGGGGCUGGGACUCCAACUGCCCCCCUCCAGUCCUCCCAGGCUCAGAUUCUCCACAGUUCUCUAGUCGGCCCGUAAAGAGAAAGAGGCGCAGAAGGCAGUCAAGCUCUUCCUCGUAUACUACCUCAUCAUCUUACUCCUCCUCAUAUUCUUCCUCCUAUAGCAGUAGCACAAGUGACAGUGACAACAGCGAACACAGGCGAAGAGAAAGGAGGAGGAUUAGAAGAUCCAGGAAGAAGAGAGGCAGAAGGGCAAGAGAUGAGGACUCAGAUAAAGAGGAGAGGAGGGGGAAGCAACGGAGGAGAGUAAGAGAUGACUCAGAGGAGACAAGGAGAGAGGAAUAUGGAGAGUCAGAAGAAAAGAGGAGGAGGAAAAAGCGAAAACAUCAUGGCAAGCGGAGAAGACAAGAAAGGAAAUCCCGGGAUGAGGACUUUGAGGAGGAUGGAGAGGAAAGGGUGACGGACAAUUUACAGCAAGAAGACAUGAUAGAAAAUAGAAAAGAGACUGAAGUGCAUAUUCAGACUGAAAUUAAUGUUGAGCAGCGAGAGGGUGGAUGGGAUGAGCCAGCCAAACCCAAAUACAGGAGAGAGAAGAAGAAAGCAAAAGAGAAAGCAGACACCAGGACGGAGGAGGAGAAGCUGUGGGAUGACUCCAUCCUGGGCUGUUAAUCUCAAGAGGCUCAGUUUAAGUCUUUUUUCUGAACUGCUGACGUUGAGGCAAAAAAUUUAAGUUAUGAUUAGCAUGAUAUUGAAAAUCUCAAAAACUGUAUAUUAAAAUAAUCUUGAUAGCAGUUAACAAAGCAUUUUCCACUAUCUGCUUCAGUAGUCCAACAGUGUUGUUCUCCAUAGGUGUGCUAGCUGGCUAGCAAUGUUUAUGCAUCCAUCUCAUUCCAGUGUGUCAAAUUUGGUUUCUCACUCAUAACCACAACUAUAUCAGCUUUAUUUUUUGUUAUGACACUUUAUAAUGUCUUUGAGUGAAUUCAUGUGCACAGUUAUUAAUUGUUGGCUGUAAUUUUUUUAAGAUCACAUAUUAUUUUCUUGCCUAUCUUUUGAAAUGAUCAAGAAGUCCUCUUGACCUCUUAACUCAUCAAUAAGUUAAAUUAUGUGUGAUUAUUAUGUAUUUGCACCUGUCAAGAAUUUGUUAGAUUGUGAUACCUUUAGCAGCCUGUGGAUGGCGCUGUUGAGCUUCAGUCCGAACAUUAGUAUACAACAUAAAAGCCCAUAAUUGUUAGAAGCUUAGUCAUUUAAUUUUCUUUGAAGCUGUUUGUGCUUUCACUCAGGCAGACAGGCCUAAAGGUUGAAGAGGGCUGUUAGAGAUGUAGAGAGGCUCAGCAUAUGUCAGAUAUAGUGGAAUGAUAAAAUAUAACUGUGCCUGUUACACACACUGUAGCACAUAUUUAAAAUUAUUAUUUAAAAUUAUUUCUAAAAACAGGACAGUGCAAAGACAUUGCCUAUCUACAGUGCAUUUGUCUGUGUGUUGAUGUAUUUGCACACCAAAACAGCACAUUGGUCAGACAGGUGCAAAAGUUCAAAUGAGGACAGUGUUUCACACACUUCAAGAUUCCUGUUCAGAAGCAGUCAGUGAUGGAUUAAACAAAAGCAGUUGAAGAUUCUUUAAGGUAACUAAAAAGAAGCAGUUCUUUGUGGAUAAAAGGUGACAUAGCCAGCCGUUGUUGGAAUAAAAAGUAGGGAAAAUG